This is a messenger RNA of Ruditapes philippinarum (Manila clam), 2226 nucleotides long. RefSeq names its product CD109 antigen-like. Lineage: Eukaryota; Metazoa; Mollusca; Bivalvia; Venerida; Veneridae. The annotation marks the transcript as partial. Gene Ontology annotation, molecular function: endopeptidase inhibitor activity. The transcript is spliced from 17 exons. The record is from RefSeq and is a predicted model, not a curated record.
AUGUCCGAACAACCAGUGCUAGGAAUGUGGAAGCUUAAAGCUAAACUGCUAUCAUAUGGGGAGGAAUUCGAAGAAAAAUCAUUUGAAGUGGAUGAAUAUGUUUUACCCAAAUUUGAAAUUGAGCUCGAUUUACCGUCAUUUGGAAGAACUGAUGUGACAAAAUUCACGGGAAAGAUGAAAGCCAAGUAUACGUUUGGAAAACCAGUGAAAGGCAUCGUUGAUAUUCUUAUUAGACCUAAAAACGAAAGAUUUCAGUGGAUAAACGGAUCAAGACAAAGAGUCAGCAAAGUUAUUAGUCUGCAAAUGCCUAUAACUGGUGAAGUAAAAUUCACUAUCAAAAUGACCGAACUGACAGAUAUUCAGAAGUUCUUGAGCGGUUCUACGCUAGUUUUUGAAGCAAACGUAACAGAUGACGUAACAAAAUUUAAGCGAAGUGAUAUACAAGAGAUUACCUUCUUUUCUCAACCAAUCAAACUAUCGUUUCUUACUUCUCUGCCAGACACAUUCAAACCAGGAAUGACGUAUGACGCGGUGGUUAUUGUUGCUCAAAGAGACGACUCUGUGCCAGAUAUGAUAAACGGGAAAUUGAAAAUUACAAUAACAGAAUAUAGAAAACAACAUAGAAGACCCUUUUUCAUGGAUCGAUCAAGAAUUAACUCCAUGGAAAGUUUCCGGGCUUGGAGGGGAAGGAGACCAACAUGGCAAAGAGAAACAAAGAAAGUUCUAGGUCCAUUUUUCCAUGCCAUUCCAGUGGACGGCGUUGUUGUGUUCCCUAUUGAAACAGAGAGUGGCGUCAAAAAAGUUGAUGUUAAGGCUGAAUAUAAUGGGGCGUCUACAUUUAGAACAUUGAAAAAAAGACAUUCUCCUAGCAACACAUACUUACAGAUGAGGCUGUUGACAAGUAAUCCAAAGGCUGGGAGCCCAUUGGAUUUAGAAAUAGGAAGUACACAUGAUAUCCACGGUUAUCUUAGUUAUCAGAUUUAUUCGAGAGGAUCUAUCGUUGAAUCUGGAACAAUACCAAUGUCCAAUAGGCGUCAGACAUGGACAUUUAAUGUAACUUCAGCUAUGGCACCAAAAGCAAAAGUAGUUUUAUAUUAUGUAAGAUCAGAUGGUGAAGUUGACAUUAAAUUUAACCAAACUAGUGCUGAGCCAAUAGACAAAAUAAGUCUUGAUGUAAAAGCAGAUAAUGGGUCAACAGUGCACGUGCUCGGCGUAGAUAAAAGUGUAUUACUGAUGGCCACUGGCAAUGAUAUAACAGAGUCUCAGGUUAGUAAAGAGAUUAGGAGGUAUGCAAUUAAAAUUAGGAAAACGUCAAGUUUUUCUGGAUGUAACUGGCGGUGUUGGAGAAUGCCAAUACCGGUCGGUGGUGAAGAUGUAAUGGACGUAUUCAAUGAUGCUGGGGUAAUCGUGUUUACCGAUGCUCUAAUCUACAAGCACAUAAGAGGUGUAACUGCAUACAAGGCAGACUAUCCAAAAAGAAAGACAAAGAAGGAAAAACAUCCUUCUCGUAAGCAUCAGAGUACUUCUAGUAAUAAAAUGACACCAUUUAAAAGUAAAGGCUCAAAAGAAGCAGAAAAUGAAGCCCAUGUACGAAAACACUUUCCAGAAACAUGGAUCUGGUCUUCAUUUCAAAUACAAUCCAAUGGUACUGUCUCAAUAGAAGACACUGUUCCAGAUACCAUUACAUCUUGGGUAGCCACUGCGUUCGCUAUCCAUCCAGAUUCAGGCCUUGGAAUUUCUUCAGUACCAGCACAGACAUCAAUCAGUUUGAAGAAAAGCUCAGAAUUCGAUUAUGUCAAAAUCGAAGGAACCAAAACAUCAAUUGCAUCCAUUGAUGCUUUUCGAACAGUAACGGUCGGCGCUGAUGAAGUGUUAGCUGUGUAUUUUCCUAUCGUACCACGGAAAAUAGGGCUAGUUGAUAUCAACGUGCAAGCGAAGACACCAAUUCAGGCUGAUGCUAUAAAGAAAAAACUUCUUGUCGAGGCUGAAGGUACUCCUCGUGAAUAUAAUUUACCCAUUGUCGUCGACUUGAGAAAUUAUGGAACAGUUACCAAAACUGUAAACACUGAGUAUCCACUCCGUACAGUUAAAGGAUCAGAAAGGAUGACGGCAACUUUGAUUGGUGAUUUAAUGGGACCAAGCAUUAAUGGCUUAGACAAGUUGCUGAAACUUCCAACUGGAUGUGGCGAACAAAACAUGCUGAAGUUUGCACCUAAUAUAUAUAUU